Molecule: messenger RNA, 2013 nt
Organism: Hyphopichia burtonii NRRL Y-1933
Lineage: Eukaryota; Fungi; Ascomycota; Pichiomycetes; Serinales; Debaryomycetaceae
Exons: 1
Coding region: 68-1972 (634 amino acids)
Cellular component (GO): U2AF complex; commitment complex; U2-type prespliceosome
Molecular function (GO): poly-pyrimidine tract binding; pre-mRNA 3'-splice site binding
Source: RefSeq, a predicted model, not a curated record
GAAAAACAAGCUCGAAAACUCCAUCUCAUCUACAAAGAGUCGUAUAACAACAAAGCUAGCCAUCAACAUGAGUAAUCGUAUGCCUGAAGACUUUUCGAGAAGUGAAGAUAGAAGAGAGUUUACUAACAAUAUGAAACCAGCUCAACCCUCAUCUUCGGGUACAUAUAAUCGAGAUAAUUACCAAGAUGAACGUCAUCGUUAUUCAAAUCAACGAGUUAUUGCUCGUGAGAGGCCGUCUGGUGCUUCCAAUGAUCGUGAUUUUCAAGACCGUCGUUUAGAAUCAAGACGCAGUGGAAUGGAUAGAUACGACAAGUAUCAACCUAGAGACAGUCGUGGAGGUGAACGAGAUAGAUAUGGAAGUCGACAUCAAUAUGACAAUUAUAGACCCAGAAAUGAUACUCGUGGAAGAGGACCUCCAAGAGAAAGACAAGGUCAACAGGACUAUAAUAGAAAUGAUCAAGGAUCCCAAUCCUCAUCACAGCCAUAUAAAAGGCCAGAGAAUAAUGGUUUGCCUAGUGGUAAACCUGAAUACACAACCAAUAUCAAUGUAACUUUUCAUAAAGAUUUGGAUGCAGGCCUUAGUAAAGAAGAAUUGAUAUCUAAAUAUGACAAGAAAUUGAGAUCAGUGAUACGAUACCCAACCCUUGAACAUAUUGAAGUAAUUGGGUCUAAGUGGGGGAUCAAACCAAAAGGAUUCGAAAACGUUACUGCUCAGAGAGCAAAAUUGUCUGGAUUAUUCCCAUUACCAGGGUAUCCAAGACCGGUUGAUUUCACUAAGUUAGAAGGUGUUGUGAGAGAUAGGUUAAGCAACGAAAAUGAUAUUUUGAAUGACUCAUCAAAAAUUGAUCCGAUUGAUAGUAGGAAUGCCUCUAUUUUAAUUAUUAGAAAUAUCAAUUUUAGCAAGAUUGAUUAUUUGAAAGUUGUUGAAUUUCUUAAUAAAUUCUUAAAUAAAGUUGAUUGUGAUGAAACAUCGAUGUCCAAUAAUAUCGAGUCCAAAAGAAUGACCACUGAUGAUCGUAAUAUGAUAAUUGAAUUCAAAAAUAAUACGUGUGCCACCAUAGCAUAUUCAUUGAAGGGAAUGGAAUUGAGUAGUGCUGAAUUCGCUAUCACCGAGCAUAAAAAUGAAGAUGAAGAACAGCCAGAAGCAUAUGAAGAUAAAAUCGAUGAAACUAAGUUUGUUCUUGAUAUUGUAAGACCUGGAGAAUACGUUGUUCAAUGUCUUUCCCCAUAUAAAGAAAUUAAAGAGGAUGAAGUUGAAGAUAAAGUAAUUGACAGUCCACGUAAGUUCACAUUAAUUUUGCCUGAUUCAACUGACGAGUCUAAGCUAGUUGAUGCACUUAGAGAAAUAGCUCCAAUUAAAGGAUUCCAAUUUUUAAGAGAAAUAGGCAGUAAGGAUCCAUUGGGUAUUGCAUUUGUUGAAUUCUACCUUGAUCCUCAAGAAUACUCUCGUACCAUUAAAGGGCUUCCAAUAUUAGAUAAAUUGCUUGCGCAGGUGAAUGAAUUAUCCAUAGUGACGAGAGCAUUUUACUCCUGUUUAACAACUAAUGAGAAAGGAGAAGCUCAGAAAACUAGUAUUCAAGAUUGUCCAAUUGAUUUCCAUACAUUACAAGGAUUAGUUAGGAACGAGUUUGUUACUACUCAUCCAAAACUGAGAGUUAUUCAAUUACUUAAUAUUGUAACUGCCAAAGAUUUAGUCGAUGAUGAGAAUUUUAAUUUCAUUAAGCAAGAUAUUUUGCAAGAGGUCAGUAAACUCGGGAAAAUCAAGUCGAUCAAGAUACCAAGACCUGCUAAUGAUUAUACCCCUGGGAUAGUUCAAUUUAGUCAACCAGGUUUAGGAAAGAUCUAUCUUGAAUUUGAAGAAGAAGAAAUUGCAUUGAAUGCGAUUAUGAAUUUAGCAGGUAGAAGUUAUAAUGAUCGAACCUUACUAUGUGCAUUUUACGAUUAUGAUGAUUUUAAAAAUGGGUUACUAUAAUUAAAAAAUAAAUAAAUAAUACACAUAUAUAAUAAUACAAG